AACAUGCACCCGCUCAAGCCUCUCCACCCUCCACUUGUUGCUUUGACCUCCAGGAACAGACUCUGACUCGAGAUAGAUAUUCAGGAUGUCCACCGAUGAAAGCAUCGAACAAGCAGAUGGCACUGAUGACGGCGUUCCAUCGAACAACGACAACCGCGCCAUUAUGGUAUUCACUCGUGCGCUGGUACGGCAUCUUUCGACUCCUUCCGGCCGUUUGGAGCCGACCUAUGUGGGUGUGAAGCGCAUCCGUCCGAGCAGUCGCAUGGUGAAGCAAGCGUUGGAUCAGGAGAAGCGAAAGGAAACAACAACACAAAAGGUCUCGACGCUAGUCUUUAAAGUCAUGGGCGAAGAUGGCCAGGAGCGACGAAUGACCAAGCAGGAAAAGAAGGCCAAAAAGCUAGAAAUCGCCCAGCAAAAGAAACUCGAAAAAGAGCAACGGCGCAUCGAGAAAGAAAAGAAUGAACCACCACCUCGGAAGAAAAAGAGAAAGCGGAGAGGGGAAAAGACGGGGCCUGUCCUGGCCAAGAAACCCAAGGAAGAGGAUGGCCAGAACAAUAAUACAGAUUCUUCGUCAGCCAAUGGUGAUAGUAAAGCGAACAAUACGUCGGCGGGUGAUACAGCAGCCGACAACAGCAAUCAGGACGUGAAGCAGAUGGAUGAUUCAAAUUUCAACAAUGAUGAAAUCAAGGCAUUGUCUCAAGUGGGAAUAUCUCCACCCAAACUGUCACUGAUGGAACAGGAACUGGCCGAUUUGAGGGGAGAGCGUCAAGGAGUGCCACCCGUCAUUUUGUCGCCUUCACUAGCACACGUCGCGCUGCGUACUCCAGGGUUCCUUCCAGGCAACAAUAUCCCUCCCAAAAGUAAUGUUUCUUACGUUAUAGACGAUGAGUUGGCUCAGGAAUGGGCUACCGCCAUCCAAGAGAGCAUGCUGCCCGCUCUCGAGGUCCGGGGCCGCGAAGAAAUGAGGAGUAUGGCAUAUGCCAUCAUCCCGCAAGUCUGGUCUCGAAUGCGGCCAGAUUCCUUGAUGCGGGCACCAGGAGAUCAGCCGAACAACAACGAAACGAAAAGCAACUCCCAAACAGUCGAGACAACGACUUCCAGCCACGAGAAGAACGAAACAAGGCAAGAGUCUUGGGGACUCGUACCCAUCCGACCACCAUCCGGGUCGACCUUUGAUUCUGAUCUUGCAGCCGUCACCGAAGUUCUCUAUCGAAGCUCACCCCUCUACCUCUCCUGUGGCGCCAAGUUUGGGUGCGACUUGUUAUUGUACGAUGGUCCUCGACAAGAACGACACGCUUUUGGCGGCCUUCGACUGGUUGUCCAUGACGACAAGAACGCUACUGCUCCUUUCCCGAUACCAUCGGCGUAUGCCAUUGCUGGGUAUGUGAGAACCCUCAACACUGCCGGGAAACUAGCAUUGAUGGCGUUGGUGCGACGAGAUGAUACGCAGGAGGAUGCCACCACAUUCCGCGUUGCGCUAGUGGACCUCAAGUUGCAGCGUGUGGAUGGCACAAAACUAAAAGGCACUGACGAACGACUGGAAAAACUCAACCGUUCAUCGUAG
Seminavis robusta is the source of this 1564-nucleotide messenger RNA. Lineage: Eukaryota; Bacillariophyta; Bacillariophyceae; Naviculales; Naviculaceae. The record is from the annotation of a GenBank genome assembly.